Molecule: messenger RNA, 435 nt
Organism: Aspergillus candidus
Lineage: Eukaryota; Fungi; Ascomycota; Eurotiomycetes; Eurotiales; Aspergillaceae
Product: DNA-directed RNA polymerase core subunit RPB8
Exons: 2
Coding region: 1-435 (144 amino acids)
Biological process (GO): DNA-templated transcription
Cellular component (GO): RNA polymerase II, core complex; RNA polymerase I complex; RNA polymerase III complex
Molecular function (GO): DNA-directed RNA polymerase activity
Source: RefSeq, a predicted model, not a curated record
AUGUCGGAUCCGCUCCUCUUCGAAGACACCUUCACGAUCACCGGGAUCAACGCGCAGAAAUAUGACCGUGUCUCCCGCCUGACGUGCACCUCCUCCGACGCCUUGACGUCCUUCACUCUCGAUGUCAACACGGAGCUGUAUCCGUGUGCGAUUGGCGAGUCGGUUUCUAUGGCGCUUGCGUCGACACUGUCCCUGGAUGGCAAGGAGGACACGGGCUCGAAGGGCUGGAGAGAGGUCGGAAUGGGCGAGCAGACUUUGGCCAACGACUAUGACUAUGUUUGCCACGGCAAGGUCUACCGAUUUGAAGAGGGUGCAGGUGAGGGAAACAUGGCGGUUUUCAUCUCCUUCGGUGGUCUGUUGCUCUACCUUGAAGGCCCCUAUAAGAAGCUGGCACCUUUGAGGAUCGACUACGUGUAUCUGCUCCUGAAGAAAUAA